UCGGAGAAUGUCUUUAUUUCGUACUGCCAUCUACUAGUAGGGUGUUUCUCCCCCGUUAUUUCUCCACAAAACCUUUCCUCUCAUAUCCCUGAGUCAUCAGCAUUAAGAUGCUGGGUUCCCCAAGUCAUUCCUCCGCCUCCUCCUCUCGAGGGCUCCCUCUCCCGACUGCUUAGCUCUUGCAGGGGUCCAGAUAAAAAUCGCGGACUGCAAAUGGCUCUCCGCCUGGCUCCGUGACUCACAGAAUUGUCCGCAGCCCCCUCGGCCCACAGACCACCUGAGAGAUCAGGACCAGACCUAGUCACGCUGGGCUCGCGCCAACCCACCCAGGUACCAGCGAGGCUGCCGGCCGGGCCGCGGAGGCGCGGAAGAGGAUGCGCGCCCCGCAGAGCUACCGGAGAGGUGAGACCGUGGGAGUCUGGAGGAGGCCACACCCAGAGGUGCGAGCGCGGGGGGCGUGGCCAGCGGCCGGGCGAAAACUAGGCAGGGGGCGUGGCCGAGCGCCAACCGAGGGGGUAGGAGGUGGAGCGGUUGCGAAGAGCCGCACCCUGAGGUGAGCGCGCAGGGGGCGUGGCCACACCUCUAGCUGGGAACGAGGCUGAGGGAGGGGCUCGAGGCCCGGGGACGGGGCCGUCCCCGCGGGAGAGUCUCCGGGCUUUCGGGACGCGUGGAGCGUCCCCACGGGCGGCGCGCGCAUCCGCUUAACGACGCGUGAGGCCACGUCGGGGUUAGGCCGGCGCCACCUGGGCGCGGCUGAGGCGAGCCGAGCGCCGGCGAAUCCCGCGCGGGCGCGGCGAACAGGUGCCCGCGCGCGUCAGGCGCCGGCCCCGGGGCGGGGAGAGGGGCGCGGCCGGAAGCGCGGGGCGGGCGCCUCGGCCCGGUGAGCUGCGGAGCCGGGAAGGCUAGAAGGAGGGCUCCGGGGCUGCGCGGCUAACGAUGUCGAGCCGCCGCCUCGGCCCCUGCCGCAGCAGCAGCAGCAGCAGCCGCCGCCGCCGCCGCUGCUGCCGCCAAGCCUGGGGACAUGGAGCGCGGCUGCAAGGAGCGGCCGACGGCAGCAGCAGCAGCAGCAGCAACAGCGAGCGUCGCAGCGACAGCGGAGCGCAACCCUCCCCGUAAGGCGCCGGCCGGCCGGCGGCGGCGGCGGCGGCGGCGGCAGCAGCAGCGGCGGCAGCAACAGGGCGGCUGAAACCCGGGCCGCGGCGGCGGCGGCGACCCUCAGCGCGGCCUCCCCUCCGGCUCCGCGCCCCCCUCGGCUCUCCCCUUCCUCGGCCGCUCUUGCCCACCCCCUCGAUCGCGUCCCGGGGGCGCGCGCCAGCAGCUGAGCCCGGGGGCGGGGGCGCGUGCCGCCGGCGCGGGGGAGGGGCGGGCCGCCCGCGCGCGCCGCGCCUCGCCGCGCCGCGCCCAGGGCUCGCGGGGACCCGGGGGGCGCGUGCCGCGGCGCGAGGCGAAGAGCGGGGCGGCGCGGCGGGGCCCCUCCCCCUCCCACCCCCCUGCAGCCUGGCGCGCGCCGGCCGGGCCGCACCGCUGCGGGCUCGGCGCGCGCGGGCCAUGUCCGCCUUCUGCCUGGGCUUGGCCGGCCGAGCUUCAGCACCCGCCGAGCCGGACAGCGCCUGCUGCAUGGAGCUGCCCGCUGGGGCCGGGGACGCAGUCCGGAGUCCCGCCGCCGCCGCCGCCCUUGUCUCUUUCCCCGGGGGUCCCGGGGAACUGGAACUGGCCUUAGAGGAGGAGCUGGCGUUGCUGGCGGCCGGGGAGCGGCCGUCCGACCUCGGGGAGCAUCCUCAGGCGGAGCCGGGGUCUCCGGCUGAGGGGCACGGACCGCCGCCGCCGCCUACCCAGGAUCCCGAGCUGCUGUCGGUGAUCAGGCAGAAGGAGAAGGAUCUGGUGUUGGCGGCCCGGCUAGGCAAGGCGCUGCUCGAGAGGAACCAGGACAUGAGCCGGCAGUACGAGCAGAUGCACAAGGAGCUGACGGACAAGCUGGAGCACUUAGAGCAAGAGAAGCAUGAGCUGAGAAGGCGGUUUGAGAACCGAGAAGGGGAGUGGGAAGGACGAGUGUCCGAGCUGGAGACGGACGUGAAGCAGCUACAGGACGAGCUGGAGAGGCAGCAGGUCCAUCUUCGGGAAGCGGAUCGAGAAAAAACUCGCGCUGUCCAGGAACUGUCAGAACAGAACCAAAGGCUACUGGAUCAACUGAGCAGGGCAUCUGAAGUUGAGAGACAGCUAUCCAUGCAGGUCCAUGCUCUCAAAGAAGACUUUCGGGAGAAAAAUUCAUCCACCAACCAGCAUAUCAUCCGGCUAGAGAGCCUUCAGGCCGAGAUCAAGAUGCUGUCGGACCGAAAACGGGAGCUGGAGCAUCGGCUCAGUGCCACCCUAGAGGAGAAUGACCUGCUUCAAGGGACUGUGGAGGAGCUACAGGACCGGGUGCUGAUCCUAGAAAGGCAGGGCCAUGACAAAGACCUGCAGCUGCACCAGAGCCAGCUGGAGCUCCAGGAGGUCCGUCUGUCCUACCGGCAGCUGCAGGUCAAAGUGGAGGAGCUGACGGAGGAGAGGAGCCUGCAGAGCUCGGCGGCCACCAGCACGUCCCUGCUGUCAGAGAUCGAGCAGAGCAUGGAGGCUGAGGAGCUGGAGCAGGAGAGAGAGCAGCUGAGGCUGCAGCUCUGGGAAGCCUACUGCCAGGUUCGCUAUCUGUGCUCACACCUUCGAGGGAAUGACAGCGCCGAUUCAGCCGUGUCCACAGACUCCUCCAUGGAUGAGUCCUCAGAGACCUCAUCCGCCAAGGACGUGCCUGCCGGCAGCCUGCGCACCGCCCUCAACGAUCUCAAGAGGCUGAUCCAGAGCAUCGUGGACGGCGUGGAGCCCACGGGCACCCGGAGAAUGGAUGACGAGUCCUUAGAAGAACAAGUGAGGCAGACCAGUGAGGACUCAAGAGCCCUGAGGGAGCUCAUGGAGGGAGAGAGGGGUAAACUGAGGCAGAGCCUAGAAGAACUGCAGCAACUCCACAGUCAGGUCACGCUGCUGAGUGUGGAGAUGACCGCCCUGAAGGAAGAAAGGGACAGACUCAGAGUGACAUCUGAGGACAAGGAGCCCAAGGAGCAGCUUCAGAAGGCCAUCAGGGACCGGGACGAGGCCAUUGCAAAGAAGAAGGCUGUGGAGCUGGAACUCGCCAAGUGCAAGAUGGACAUGAUGUCUCUCAACAGCCAGCUACUGGACGCCAUUCAGCAGAAACUGAACCUCUCCCAGCAGCUUGAGGCCUGGCAGGAUGACAUGCACAGGGUCAUUGACAGGCAGCUGAUGGACACGCACCUGAAGGAACAGAGCCGGCCUGCUGCUGCCUUCCCUAGGGGCCACGGCGUAGGGCGGGGGCAGGAACCCAGCACAGACGGCAAACGGCUCUUCUCCUUCUUCAGGAAAAUUUAAGUGGGGAGGAGUCUGGCCAUUGAGAUGGGGGGACUAGCAGCACCUGAAAAGGGUCCCCUUUAGCUGGAGCUGGGCAGCUACACUGCCCGCCCACCUGCCCUGGGGCCCAGUUAGCUCCAGAGAGCUCACUCCCUAUGUCAGCGUAAUGGAGGCUGAGAGGUAGGGCCUGCUCUGUCCUCUGAAGGCUGCCCACCCCCCACACACACAAGGGACAGGAAUGUAUCUUGUCCCCACUGCCCAAGCCAAGCCUCAGCCUGGGCUUGCCCAGGAUCCUGUUAGUGAGCAGGGCUCAGCCACUUCCCAUGCAGCCCACUGCUGGGCUCUGCCACCCAGGCCCAGCUGAGCACAGCCCACCCUAUAAAGGCUCUGCUGCCUCCUUGGUUUUGAACAUGGGGAACAGAUUGGGGCCUCCUGUGCAUGCCUCAGGAGGCCUAAGCCUCCGCUCCUGCUCCAGCCACUGGCCUGGAGUGUGGGGAGACACAGCCCUCACCCAAGUGCAUGCACCUCUGCUGGAGCCCCUGUACGGCAGGCGGCUCAGCCUACGGCUGUGAGGCCUAAGAACUGGGUGUACCCAAGCCCUGUUGAGGCCGUCCUGCACCCCAGGGAAGGUCCUGUCUUCUGGCUGCCACCACUCCUCAGCUUCCUCCAGUGCAGUCCUUAGCCCUAGGGAGGCCUGGGCCAGGCUGUGUCCCAUUGGCCCUGUAGGCUUUAGCCUUCCAGACUUUUCCCCCAUCACGGGAUAGGACUAGGAGGGCACUUGUCUUCCACAGCUCCCUCCCACCUCAAAUGCAACUUCUUGGCCAAGCCAAGCAAGUUCAGGCCACAAGAGUGGCCUUGGAGGGGCCUGGUUUUACCACCCUCACACUGAAGGCAGCGUGGGUGCCACAGGGUAGAUGGGGCAAGGCUGCUGGGAGCCUCCAGAUACUGCCCACCAGGUCUCUAAGGGACAAAGGCCUUCAGCCUGCUGCUUCUGCUCCUUCCGCAGCAGCCACCCCAUCUCAGCCGAGGCCCCAGCUCAAGGCUCUGUGGGGCCGGCCUGCACUGCUCUCCACUCACUGAGCCUCCUCCCUCGACAGGGACAAGCACAGCAGGGCUGAGCGACAGAAUGUACUUACAGACAUGUACAUACCACAGUGCUGUAAUUUUGUAUGUAGCAAUUGUGUAAAUACACGUAUGGAUUUUAUAAUACACACAUAAAUCUAUAAAGGCAUAUUUUUAGAAAAACAGCGCACCACUGCUUCUUUUGGAAAUAGUCUGAAUAAGAAUAAAAUGAGUUUCUACAGA
Molecule: messenger RNA, 4695 nt
Organism: Rattus norvegicus (Norway rat)
Lineage: Eukaryota; Metazoa; Chordata; Mammalia; Rodentia; Muridae
Gene: Bicdl1
Product: BICD family like cargo adaptor 1
Source: RefSeq, a predicted model, not a curated record